AAGACCUUCACUGUUGACUCAAGCGUAAAGUUUACGUCUGUGCAUGACUCAUUCCACGCAUCUUGUACAGAUGGAACAUUUACGAAGAGGUACUUAACCAUAUGAGCAGCAUUAUAAAAUUUCCUCAGCUGUACUAGAGGAAGCAAAAUCACAUAUAAACUAAACAAUAAUGGUAAUGGCCUCUCCAGGAUCAUCUGUUUUCAUUCUAUGUAUGUUUAUCUGUAGUGUUUCUGUUAUUCGGUCUGAUUUCUAUAACGUGGCCUGUGGUCGUGACAACAAAGUCAAUUACACUAGUACCAGCAUUUAUAAGAGGAACCUAGACACCGUUCAAGCCACCCUCAUUUCCGCUGCAAAAAAGAGCAGCUCUGGUUUCUAUAAUGCCUCUGUGGGUGAGGGUCUGGACCAGGUUAAUGCUCUUGUUUAUUGUAGACGGGACGUUCAACCUGAUAUCUGCAGAAGCUGUGUGAAGGACUCAAUGAACAAGUUAAGAGAAUUGUGUCCUUCCACUAAGGAGGCUGAUAUAUGGUACGAUGAGUGUAUACUAAGAUACUCGAAUGCUUCAAUUUUUAACAAAGUGGAAACUUGGCCUACUGUGUAUUGGCAACUUCAGAAUAAUGUUACUGAUGUGAUUCAAUUCAAUAAGAACCUUCGUGAUUUGUUGGAUAAGUUGAAGGGACGAGUUGCACAAGAAAAGUUUGCCACGGGGAAUGUAACUGCUGAGGACGUCUUCUCGACUCUUAAUCACGAGUACUUCUUCUCGACUAUUUAUGGCCUAAUGCAGUGCAGUCCUGAUUUGUCUUUGAAACAGUGCACUAAUUGUAUCGAUCAACUUGAGGUAUUUCUUCAAUCAUGUUGUAGUGGAAAAAUAAGAGGGCACAUUACUAACCCCAGCUGUGACAUUAGAUAUGAAACGUAUCGUUUUUAUAACGAGACUCUGGUGAAUGCACCUCCUCCACAGUCGCAGCUGCCUCUGAAACCGCCAUUAGUACCACCUCCUGCUGCUGGCAAAGAUGAUAGUAAUAAGCGAAUGGUACUUAUUAUUGUCGUUGUCAUUGUUGGUUUUGUGAUACUCCUGUUUGUUAUGGUUUGCGUUGUGAAAAGAAGACGAGAGCAGAGGACAUAUAUCGGGAGAUCCCGGAAUGAUGAUGACGAUGUCGUAGACAUAAGUACCAUUGAAUCCCUGAGAUAUGACUUUAGUACUAUUCAAGCAGCUACAAAUAGUUUUUCAGAUAGUAAUAAACUUGGUGAAGGUGGAUUUGGAUCCGUUUAUAAGGGUGCAUUCCAAGAUAGUAAAGAAAUAGCGGUGAAGCGACUUUCUAGAGGUUCUAAUCAAGGGCAAAAAGAAUUCAUUAAUGAGGUCAUAUUAGUGGCCAAACUGCAGCACAGAAAUUUAGUUAAACUUGUUGGAUUCUGCUUUGAAGGAAGUGAAAGACUUCUCAUCUAUGAGUUUAUGCCUAAUGCAAGUCUGGACUACUUCAUAUUUGAUAUGAUGAAACGUUCGUAUUUGGACUGGGAAAGACGAUACAAGAUAAUAAGUGGAGUUGCUAGGGGAAUUCUGUACCUUCACGAGGAUUCUAGACUACGGAUUAUUCACCGUGAUCUAAAAGCUAGCAAUGUUCUGCUAGAUGCAGAUAUGAACCCUAAAAUUGCAGAUUUUGGCAUCGCAAGACUAUUUGACUUGAAUGAAACUCAAGCAAUGACAAAUAAAAUUGUGGGAACAUAUGGGUAUAUGGCACCGGAGUAUGCAAUGUAUGGCCAGUUCUCAGUUAAGUCUGACGUAUUCAGCUUUGGCGUAUUAGUUCUGGAAAUACUUAGCGGUAAGAAGAAUCAUAAUUUCCGAAAUGGGGGCAAUGUAGAGGAGCUUGCUAGCUUUGCAUGGAAGAAUUGGCGAGAAGGGACCUUGUCCAAUGUCAUAGAUCCAAUACUGAAAAACAGUUCAGGAUCGAUACACGAAAUGAUCAGAUGUAUUCACAUCGGGCUACUAUGUGUACAAGAAAAAGUUACGGACAGGCCUACCAUGGCAUCAGUGGUACUAAUGCUAAAUAGCUUCUCUCACUCUCUUGCUGUACCUUCUAAGCCUGCGUUCUUAAUGCACAGUAGCAGUGAUACCGAAAAUAAUUCUAGAAACAGCACAGAAAAUUCUGUCCAGUACUCUAUCGAUGAGGCUUCAAUCACAGAUCUAUAUCCACGAUAACAAGACACAGAAACGUGGAAAUGAUCCAGAAGUGACAUUGGUUACAGAUAAUAUUAGUUCCAGGGGAAGCAACAGAUCUAGCAUCAGCAAGGAAAAUUCUGUUAAGUACUCUAUUAACGAGCCUUCAAUCACCGCUGUGUAUUCAUGAUGACGAGUGGUGGAUUUUAUAUAUUCUUGCUCGUUUAGCAGCCUUUGAAGUUUUAUUUGUAUUUUCAAUGUUUUGCCAAAAACGGAAGUACAAAAAGAAUAUACAAAGCUAAGCUGUGUUUUAAUAUAAGCAACAUGCCUUGUGAAAGCUGAGAAUGUUUUUUCCUGGCCGGGGCUCCAGCCCCCCCUCGCCCCCCCCAGUUCCGCCCCUGUCUGCCUGAGUUUAAAAUAAAGCCCUGCCAAAACUACCAUUGUCAAAAAAUGUAAUACACAGGAAUGUAAAAUCAAGAAGCUAGUUAUUUUUAUGUCCUUGACCCUGCUGUUUCAAUAAACUGCAAUUUGCUUAACAAUUUAGUCGAUUAAGAUAUAUGUAUGAUCUCAUCAGUAACUCCUGAUACGUUAGAUAUUAGUUUAUGUUAUAAACAACUGACUCUUGUCCAUGAUAUUAUUCACAAUAAAAUUAAGAGUAAAUUUCAGGGUGUGGCUACGUUUUACACUGAUUAGCAGAAAGGUGACUAAAGUUCGACUCUGCCUUUCAAAAUCUUGGUUGCUGCUAAGAACAUUAGUUUUCAACCGUUGACUCGUUUAAAAAACAUAAACUAAAGAAGUCAAUCUUCAUCCACAUUUAUGCAAAUUUAAAAUUCAGUCACAUUUUUGCAAAUCUGUGUAAAACCUAG
This is a messenger RNA of Daucus carota subsp. sativus, 3018 nucleotides long. Its product is annotated as cysteine-rich receptor-like protein kinase 44. Lineage: Eukaryota; Viridiplantae; Streptophyta; Magnoliopsida; Apiales; Apiaceae. Gene Ontology annotation, cellular component: plasma membrane. The record is from RefSeq and is a predicted model, not a curated record. Gene Ontology annotation, molecular function: ATP binding; protein serine/threonine kinase activity. The transcript is spliced from 7 exons. Gene Ontology annotation, biological process: protein phosphorylation. The coding region runs from base 170 to 2194 and encodes 674 amino acids.